Molecule: messenger RNA, 2632 nt
Organism: Mytilus trossulus (common blue mussel)
Lineage: Eukaryota; Metazoa; Mollusca; Bivalvia; Mytilida; Mytilidae
Product: muscle M-line assembly protein unc-89-like
Exons: 11
Coding region: 397-1995 (532 amino acids)
Biological process (GO): signal transduction
Molecular function (GO): SH3 domain binding
Source: RefSeq, a predicted model, not a curated record
AUACUUGAUUGGAUUUCCCAUAUUACGUCUUCUUUGUAUUUAUAAGUUUAACAAAGGACUCUUGUCGAAUAAAUGUACUGUGAUUUUAAGGUAUAAAAAUACUUUACAAUAUCGUGUAGCGGAAAGAUCUAGAGGGAAUUAGUUGACAUUUGUAUACACAGGUAUGCUAUAACAUAUUCGGUAUACAAUUGUGUAUUUAUUUUUGGAUUAAGAAAAUGUGACCCAACAAGAGUGUGUAUUUGUUUUUAUCUUCCGCAUUUCUAAGUUGGUGAAUUUCACAAGGAUAUUUUCGAAUGUUUUAAAUGGAUUUCUUCAAAAGACAAUCAUAGGUGAGUAAAAGAUAGAUCUUCAGAAGAACGUGUAGCAACUUAAACAGAGUAUCAACGAUGACCCGAUAUGUCCAGCUAUAAAGAUCUGAAGCCUUCACAAGUAAAAGACACCCCUUUUGUUAAUAUAGGAGCCCAAGAUCUUAUUACUGUAGAGGCUAACUGGAAAGGUUUAGUGAGGAAAGAGGGACAACUGGAACGUGGAUUAAAGAAACUUGGACCCCUCGCAAGUCUUCAGUGGAGACAAUAUUUUGUUGUGCUAUCUCAAGGUUGUGUUUACGUUUUUCAUGAUGAUCAUUCAGCAUCUCCGAAAGUUCACUUCUCUCUUAUGAAUUAUCACAAAUUACGAAGGAAUUUUAGUAUACCCCACUGUUUUGAAAUCUUGCCAUGUUCGUCAGAGGGCAAAUUAUACAAAUUCAGUUGUGCAACAGAUACGGAGAGGCUGGAAUGGAUGAGAGCUAUAUAUGUAUCAAUGCUUGUUGUUCAUGAAGAAUCCUUGCCAGACGACGAACACACAAAACUUAAAAAGUCAGACGAAUAUAAUCUUCUGGAAUCAACCGUCGUCGGUGCCUCUGCGUCCUCGACAAAACUUUAUGAGAUAAACGAUGACGACGACGAAUCGUCAGACGACAAUUAUGACAAACCUGAUGAAUCUUUGGUGAAGAGUAAUAAAUAUGAGCCUGAUCCAACUACGAAAUGCGUAUCAACAACUGGCACCAUCCCAAAACAGCCGAAAUCUAAAAGAAUACAAAAAUCCGUUUCAGAACAGCGAGAGACUUAUGAAGAUGCUGCCUCGCCCCCGAAUGACACCACAAAACAAAGGAGUUUUUCUGAGGGUACCGUGAACUUUAAUGGUGGAAACACUAGUGUAGACGCAGUCGAUUCUACUUCAAUGCAAACUAAAACAAAACCAAAACCCAAAGUAGCACCCAAACCCGCUAAACCAGGAAUGUACAUUAAUUCAUUAAAUCCGCCUAUAUCAUCGUUACCAAGGACAAAAUCGCCGACAUCGCAAUUACGAAUGACUACACCAGCUUCCCGUUCACGAACAAACUCACCAGCCACAAAUUUACGCAUCACAUUGCCAUCUCCUUCACGGACCGAAUCACCAUCAUCAGAAGUCAACUUUCCAGUGUCUUCAGAUUCAAGCUCUAGGCCGUCAUCCAAAGAAAGUGAUAAGCAGUCAAAAUCCCAAGAGCCUAAAUUACCGACACCAAGGAAAUCACCCCAGUCUUCAGCAGAGCUUAGCAACUCGAGUGGUACUAACUAUCUAAAUAUGACGACAGAAGAGGCGGGCUACGUGCAGCCCGAUCCCAGACUUGAUCCAGCGUCAGAAUAUUUGUUUGGCGGGAAUAGAGAUGAUAGUGCACGGGAAUUAGAAUUGCUGGCAGAACGAACUUUCUUAGUUAGAGAUUCUUCUGAACCAGGAAAAAAGGUUUUAGUGGUGAAAACUAAAGCUGGGCUUAAGUCAUACAAAAUAGAAAAAAACAGUGAUAAGUUUAUGAUUGAAACCAAUUUGACGUUCAGUACACUUCACGAAGUUCUGGAGUAUUAUAAAAGACACAACCUUCCAAAUAUAGGUAUGACUUUAAGACUGGGUUACAAUGCCAAACAAAGUUCUGCACCAGAUGAUGACGACUACGAACCCGUGGGACAACCAUUGUGUUAGUGUUCGAUCACGUGAUAUACAAUAUACUAUGCAAUAACUAGUGGGAUAAUCUUUACUGUUUGGUUAUUCUGUAGGAUGUUAACACUGAGACUACUAUAAGUGUUUGGUUAUUCUGCAGCAUAUUAACACUGAGACUACUAUUGUAAGUGUUUUAAAAGUGUUUUAGUAGUCUCAGACUUACAUUCUGAAAUGAUUGAAUCGUUUAUUGAAUUAUCCAGAAUCUCGAGUUCUAUUCCCAUCAAACUGAUUUUUAAUGUACACAUUUUUAUUAGACUCACAAGUGGUGUAAUGUUGGUAAUUCUGUUGUAUUUUAACAUACCGAAAUAAUUGAAAGGUUUGUUUGAUUUAUCAAGAAUCUCGAAUAAUAUGAUUAUCUACUUUUUUUCAUUUUUUAAGUAUACUUUUUUUCAUUAGAUUCACAACUUGGGAAAUCUCGAUUGUUUAAUACUAGUAGUCCUGAAGUAUUUUUACAUACUGACAUACGUGAAUCCUUUAUUGAAUUAUCCAGAAUCUCUUGAGUACUAUACUCAAUUUUCGUUUGUUUAUAUUUAUACUUUUUGUUUAGAUUCGUCAGUAAUACUGUACUUUAUAGUUUUACUAAUGCUUUUCAAUAUGUUGCAUAUAAGAAAUAGUCAUG